Messenger RNA from Hibiscus syriacus, 1933 nucleotides. RefSeq names its product auxin transporter-like protein 5. The record is from RefSeq and is a predicted model, not a curated record. The coding region runs from base 203 to 1660 and encodes 485 amino acids. Lineage: Eukaryota; Viridiplantae; Streptophyta; Magnoliopsida; Malvales; Malvaceae. The transcript is spliced from 8 exons. Gene Ontology annotation, cellular component: plasma membrane.
UUUUCCCUUACUCCCCACUACAUACCUUGAACUGUAUCUAUAUAUAUACCCUCUACAUCUCUACUAUUUCUUCGUCACAUUCACUUCACUUAUCUUUUUCUUACAUUGAAACAACACUACCCAGUUUGUCAUUAGAGGAAAAGAAACUGCAGGGAAAGUAAAAAACAGAACUGAGGAGUGUGAGGAAAGGAGAGAAGAGAUAAUGGCAGAUGCCAGUGAUAAGGUGGUGGAGACUGUGAUUGUUGGGAAUUAUGUGGAGAUGGAAGCCGAAGGGGGGCCUAAGGACAUCAAAAGCAAGGUUUCUAAGCUCUUUUGGCAUGGUGGUUCUGUUUAUGAUGCUUGGUUUAGCUGUGCUUCUAAUCAGGUAGCUCAAGUGUUGCUUACAUUGCCAUACUCAUUUUCUCAACUGGGGAUGCUUUCUGGGAUUCUCUUUCAGCUGUUCUAUGGAUUGAUGGGUAGCUGGACAGCUUAUCUCAUUAGCAUACUCUAUGUGGAGUACAGAACCAGAAAAGAAAGAGAAAAAGUUGAUUUCAGGAACCACGUCAUUCAGUGGUUUGAAGUUCUUGAUGGUCUCCUUGGAAAACACUGGAGGAACGUGGGUUUGGCAUUUAACUGCACUUUUCUUCUGUUUGGAUCUGUCAUUCAACUCAUAGCUUGUGCAAGCAACAUAUAUUACAUAAAUGACAACCUGGACAAGAGGACAUGGACUUACAUCUUCGGUGCCUGUUGUGCCACCACAGUCUUUAUCCCGUCGUUUCACAAUUACAGAAUCUGGUCCUUUCUUGGCCUUAUAAUGACCACCUACACAGCUUGGUAUCUCACCAUUGCCUCCCUCCUCCAUGGCCAGGUUGAGGGAGUUCAACAUUCUGGUCCUACCAAGCUGGUGCUGUAUUUCACAGGUGCCACCAACAUUCUCUAUACGUUCGGGGGACAUGCUGUCACUGUGGAGAUCAUGCAUGCUAUGUGGAAACCACAAAAGUUCAAGGCUAUAUACCUGAUAGCAACUGUGUAUGUGCUGACACUGACACUUCCCUCAGCUGUUGCUGUUUAUUGGGCAUUUGGAGACAUGCUUCUCAAUCACUCAAAUGCCUUUUCUCUUCUCCCGAGAACUCACUUCAGAGACAUGGCUGUCAUUUUAAUGCUCAUCCACCAGUUCAUUACGUUUGGAUUUGCAUGCACAGUAGGGAUGCAUGAGUGCAAGAGCUUGUGCAAGAGAGCAGCGGCAAGAUUGCCGGUGGUUGUCCCCAUUUGGUUCUUGGCUAUAAUCUUCCCUUUCUUUGGACCAAUAAACUCCACCGUCGGAUCCCUCCUCGUUAGCUUCACCGUCUACAUAAUUCCAGCACUGGCUCACAUUUUCACCUUCCGAUCAGCCACUGCUAGAGAGAAUGCAGUUGAGCAACCUCCCAAGUACUUUGGAAGAUGGGUAGGGGCAUACACUAUAAACAUGUUCGUUGUGGUGUGGGUCUUGAUUGUCGGGUUCGGAUUCGGCGGAUGGGCGAGCAUGACGAAUUUCAUACACCAGAUUGACACAUUUGGGCUGUUCACAAAGUGUUACCAAUGUCCACAACCGGCAGCCUCGGGACCGUCACCCCAACACGGCCUUAACGCCACCGUGGCUGCUCCUACGCACCGCCCUUUCAAUCACACUCAUAUGCCAUGAAUCACGCGCACACACUGGUCAUCCUUGUUACUUUAGAUUGUUGACAGAGAAGGGACGCAAGCUGGAGCUUAAAUGGGAGUUGGCAAAUCAGAUUAUACACACAUAUUGGUCAUCCAGUUUGAGUCUUUCUGUUGUUUUCAUUUAGCAUAGGGAGUUUGUAAUGCAUUUUCCUGGAAAAGAAACAGAGUUUGUAUCAAGAAAAUUGAGGAUCCUCUCUGCUUUGUAGGUUGUUAUGGUUCAGUCUCUGAUAUGUAAGAGUUGUGUUCUCUUGCA